Molecule: messenger RNA, 3952 nt
Organism: Musa acuminata subsp. malaccensis (wild Malaysian banana)
Lineage: Eukaryota; Viridiplantae; Streptophyta; Magnoliopsida; Zingiberales; Musaceae
Product: PH, RCC1 and FYVE domains-containing protein 1-like
Molecular function (GO): metal ion binding
Source: RefSeq, a predicted model, not a curated record
CUUCUCCUUUGACUCGUACUUUUAUGGUUCCGGUCCUACGCCUCUAGAUUUCUUCCUCCGAUCACCCCCGCCUUCCCUCUUCACCCUUCCUUCUUCGACCCCGGCCGCGGUGUCGCCACCGCCCCGCCCUUCGGCUUCCUCUUCUCAGAGCACCGGGCGAGGCGGUCACGCACCACCCCUUCGCUCCUAUUUAAGGCCCCCCACCGUGAAGUCGACGCUCUGUCUCUCUCUCUCUCGUUCUUGAUCUCUCCCGAUCCAGGAGGAUAAUUGUAGGGUUUAGAGAGAGAGAGAGAGAGAGCGCUCUCUCCUUGCCCUGAGAUCGAUGAGAGUCCGAGGAAGGAUCUGCCAUGGAUGACGCCCGGAACUCGAAGAGGAUCCGCGGCUCUCUCAUGGAAUGGCAGAUCUCCUUGGCUCUGCGAACGCCGACCGAGACAUCGACAAGGCACUGAUUGCUCUGAAGAAAGGUGCUCAAUUGCUUAAAUAUGGUCGAAAAGGGAAGCCAAAGUUUUGCCCGUUCAGAUUAUCCAAUGAUGAAUCAACUUUGAUUUGGUUUUCUGGUGGUGGAGAAAGAACUCUGAAGUUAGCUUCUGUUUUGAGAAUUGUACCAGGGCAAAGAACUCCUGUUUUUCAACGAUAUCUACGCCCUGAUAGGGACUACUUGUCCUUUUCACUUAUCUACAAUGAUGGAAAAAGGUCUCUCGAUUUGAUAUGCAAGGAUAAAGUUGAGGCAGAGGUUUGGUUUUCAGGCCUCAAAGCAUUGAUUUCCACCGGGCAAUAUGGACGCUCCAAAAUAGAUGGAUGGAACAAUGGAGGACUUAAUACUGAUGAUAGUCGAGGAUCUGCAUCAAACAGUAUAAGUGACCAGUCUAUUGGCUCCACUUUAGAUUCCUCCGAGAGCAGGCUAACUUCAAGUAGCAUACCAAAAAAUCUCUCUUUUGAGUACUCUGUUACCUCAGAUAUAUCAGAUGCGACAAAUAUGCAUGUCAAAGGAGUUUCUUCAGAUGGUUUUAGGGUCAGUAUUUCUAGUGUCCCUAGCACAUCUAGUCAUGGUUCUGCACAGGAUGACUUUGAUGCUGCUGGUGAUGUUUAUGUGUGGGGUGAAGUCAUUUGUGAUACUUCCACCAGGAUUAGUGCUGAUAAAAAUAGCAGUCCCUCCAGUGCAAGGUCUGACAUCCUCCUACCCAAGCCAAUAGAAUCUAAUGUAGUUUUGGAUGUGCAUCAUGUAGCUUGCGGUGUUAGACAUGCGGCUCUUGUUACCAGACAGGGAGAAUUAUUCACAUGGGGUGAAGAAUCUGGAGGACGACUUGGUCAUGGAGUUGGCAUGGAUAUUAUUCACCCUCGUUUACUUGAAUCUCUGUCUACCUUUAAUGUUGAUUAUGUUGCUUGUGGGGAGUUCCAUACCUGUGCUGUCACUGCAACCGGUGAACUCUAUACUUGGGGAGAUGGCGCACAUAAUGCAGGGCUUCUUGGUCAUGGGACAAAUGUGAGUCAUUGGAUGCCUAAAAGAGUUUCAGGACCUUUAGAAGGGCUUCAGGUUUCUUACGUUUCUUGUGGUGUUUGGCACACAGCUAUAGUCACUACAGCUGGGCAGUUAUUUACAUUUGGUGAUGGAACAUUUGGUGUAUUAGGGCAUGGAAACAGAGAAACUGUAUUAUACCCAAGGGAAGUGGAAUCAUUGGCGGGUUUGAAGACAAUUGCUGUUUCAUGUGGGGUUUGGCACACUGCUGCUGUUGUUGAGGUUAUGGUGACACAGUCUAGUGCUUCAUCUGGAAAACUAUUCACUUGGGGUGAUGGGGACAAGUAUCGCCUUGGCCAUGGUGAUAAGGUAGCACGACUUAAACCUACCUGCGUGCCUUCAUUGAUUGAUUACAAUUUUCACAGGUUGGCUUGUGGCCAUAGCCUCACAAUUGGGUUGACCACUUCAGGACAGGUUUUUACCAUGGGAAGUAAUGUAUAUGGUCAACUUGGUAAUCCCCGCUCUGAUGGAAAGCUUCCAUGCAUGGUCGAAGACAAACUUGCUGGCGAACCUGUGGGAGAGGUUGCUUGUGGUUCAUAUCACAUUGCAGUUUUGACAACCAGAGGAGAAGUUUAUACAUGGGGAAAAGGAGCCAAUGGAAGAUUGGGCCACGGCGACUUUGAAGAUCGUAAAACACCUACACUUGUUGAAGCUUUAAAAGAUAGACCAGUCAAACAAAUAUCUUGUGGGUCGAACUUCACAGCUGCCAUAUGCCAGCAUAAGUGGAUAUCUGGUGCAGAGCAAUCCCAGUGCUCAGCAUGUAGACAGGCAUUUGGAUUCACUAGAAAGAAGCACAAUUGCUACAACUGUGGGCUUGUACACUGUCAUCAAUGCAGUUCAAGAAAGGCCUUGAGAGCAGCACUAUCUCCUAAUCCUGGAAAACCUUAUCGUGUAUGUGAUUCAUGUUAUGUGAAACUGAAUAGUGGAUUGGAGCCUGGUGGAGUUAAUAACAAGAAAAAUGCUAAACCCUGGAUUUCCACUGAAAGCAAAGACAAGUUUGAUAAAGUGGAUACCUUACCCAAGGCUUCUCUAUCCAGAAAUUUGGAGUUGAUCAAGAGUUUGGAUAUAAAGACUGCCAAGAAUGGGAAGAAUACCAAUUUUAUGUAUAUGACUCAAAAUCCUAAAGGUUCUUCAGUUUCACCGCUGAAGAGUCUUGCUUUCCCUGGUGGAAUUGAUAUGCUUCAAGCAGUUUCUAAACCUGUCCAAACAACAGGAGCUAACUCUGCAAAUCGCUCCAGAGCUGUUUCACCUUUUUCAAGAAAAUCGAGUCCUCCACGCUCCACAACACCUACUCCCACAACGUCUGGUCUUUCUUUUACCAAAAACAUUUCUGAUAGUUUGAAGAAAACAAAUGAUCUUCUUAACCAAGAACUUCUAAAAUUACGUUCUGAGGUUGAUAGUCUACGACAACGAUGUGAACGCCAAGACUUUGAGUUGCAGAAGGCUGAAAAGAAAGCAAAAGAAGCCAUGACAGUUGCUGCUGAGGAAUCAACAAAAUCCAAAGCUGCCAAAGAAGUUAUAAAAUCACUAACUGCACAGCUGAAAGAAAUGGCAGAACGACUUCCUCAUGGAACUUAUGGUACCAACACAACAAUACCAAUGCACCUGCCAAAUGGUGUCGAAUCACAUGCUAUUCAGCACAUCGGUUCAAGUGGAGAACACUUGUUUAUAAAUGAUGCUGGCAAUAUUGCUAACAUGGCUCCUUCCAGAACUGGCUACUUGGGUCAGAUAAAUGAAAAUUCAGGUGACAACACUUCGGUCAGAGAGAUUUAUCGACCUAAUGAGACAAGCGCACCUCCAACCCCAAAGAUUGUAAACGCCAAGAUGGAACAGAAUUUGAACCCACAAAAUGCAGGCCAAGGAGAAAUGUGGGCAUCUAGCACUAGACUCAAGGAUAUCGAUAGCAGGACUAUUGCAUCUCCUCAAAGUCAUGAUGAUGCUGUUUCAGCGGUUAGGAGCCCCAGCGAAUUGAGUAAUGAUGUUGAAGCAGAAUGGAUAGAACAAUUUGAACCUGGUGUUUACAUAACCCUGGUGACCCUUCGAGAUGGAACAAGAGACUUGAAGAGGGUGCGCUUCAGUCGGAGAAGGUUCGGUGAGCAACAAGCAGAAGCUUGGUGGUCGGAAAAUCGUGAGAGGGUGUACGAGAAAUAUAAUUUUCGUGUACCAGACAGGACCUCGUCAGCCAUGCUAACUUGAUUUUGCAUGCAGAUUAGAACAAGAACAAAAGCUCCUGUUUGCAUAGCUUAGUAGCCAGAAGCAGAUCAACAAAAUAAAAAGGCUAAUGGAGCAGGAAACCAAGGUUAUUUUCUUCUUUUAAGUUAAAACAUUGCAGAUACUCAGCUGUUAAGUCUUUUUUUUUUUCGAUUUUUGUAAAGAAUUAUGUUCCUUUUGUACGUUGUUAUUUUAUUUUGAAUAGAAUCACUAUCUGCCCGUACC